Zygosaccharomyces rouxii is the source of this 1221-nucleotide messenger RNA. RefSeq names its product methionine aminopeptidase (gene MAP2). Bases 1 to 1221 code for a protein of 406 amino acids. NCBI's taxonomy places the organism in Eukaryota, Fungi, Ascomycota, Saccharomycetes, Saccharomycetales, Saccharomycetaceae. Gene Ontology annotation, biological process: proteolysis. Gene Ontology annotation, molecular function: metalloaminopeptidase activity. The record is from RefSeq and is a predicted model, not a curated record. The transcript has a single exon.
AUGUCGAAGGAGUCUGCUGAGACAUUUGAAUCUACGCCUCUGAAUGAGGCACCCCCAGCAUCAGACCCGGCUGUGGAGAAUUCCUCUAGCGCUAACAAGAAGAAGAAGAAGAAGCGCAGUAAGAAUAAUAUAAAGAACAUCAGUUUGAUAUAUCCUGAUGAGAAGUAUCCUGAAGGCCAAUGGUUAGACUAUAACCUAAAGAGAACCAGUGAAGCGGAGGAGAAGUAUAUUGCUCGAGAACAACAGAGGGAGCAAGAAUGGAAUGACAUGCGUAAGGCAGCUGAAAUUCACAGACGUGUGAGAAGAAAUGUGCAAAAUAAAAUCAAAGCUGAUAUGCCAUUGACAGAUAUUGCCAAUACCAUUGAAGAUGCAACUAGAAAAUUUACCGGUGCUGAAGAUUUACAUACGAUGGAAAAUCCCAAGAGUCAAGGUAUCGGUUUCCCCACUGGAUUGUCCUUAAACAGUUGUGCUGCUCAUUUUACCCCCAACGCAGGUGAUAAGACUGUUUUAAGGUAUGAAGAUGUUUUGAAGAUUGAUGUUGGUGUUCAAGUGAACGGUAACAUUGUUGAUUCUGCAUGGACUCAUACUUUUGAUCCCAAAUAUGAUAAUUUACUGAAGGCUGUACGUGAAGCAACAUAUACCGGUGUUAAAGAAGCUGGUAUCGAUGUCAGAUUGACAGAUAUCGGGGAAGCUAUCCAGGAAGUGAUGGAAUCUUACGAAGUGGAAAUUGAUGGUAAGACUUACCCAGUGAAACCAUGUAGAAAUCUUUGUGGUCAUAACAUUGCACCUUAUACCAUUCACGGUGGUAAAAGUGUGCCCAUCGUUAAGAAUGGUGAUGAGACAAAGAUGGAAGAGGGUGAGCAUUUUGCCAUUGAAACUUUCGGCAGUACAGGUAGAGGGUUUGUGGUACCAGGGGGUGAGUGUUCACACUAUGCUCGUAAUGCUGGUGUUCAAGUGCCUUCUUCACAACUAGGAAAUGCCAAGAAGUUAUUGCAUAAUAUUGACACUUAUUUUGGGACUCUACCAUUCUGUCGUCGUUACUUGGACCGUCUAGGUGAAGAGAAAUACUUGUUCAGUUUAAACAACUUGGUUCGUCAAGGAAUUGUGCAAGAUUAUCCACCAUUGAACGAUGAACCUGGCUCCUACACAGCUCAAUUCGAACACACAAUUCUGCUGCAUCCACAUAAGAAGGAAGUUGUCAGUAAGGGUGAUGACUAUUAG